This is a messenger RNA of Dendrobium catenatum, 1635 nucleotides long. Its product is annotated as protein ABCI7, chloroplastic. NCBI's taxonomy places the organism in Eukaryota, Viridiplantae, Streptophyta, Magnoliopsida, Asparagales, Orchidaceae. Gene Ontology annotation, biological process: iron-sulfur cluster assembly. The record is from RefSeq and is a predicted model, not a curated record. The transcript has 3 exons. Bases 33 to 1466 code for a protein of 477 amino acids.
AUUUUCAGAAAAAAAAAAAAAAAAACUGCAACAUGGCCUACUGCUGCUGCUCCAACUUUUCCUCCACCCUUGCCCCUCUACGCCUGCGCCCUCCACCCCGCCGCAAAUCCAUCGCUGCCGCCAACCCUGCUUCUGUCUCACUCUCGGAUCCCUUCGUCCUCGACAUAGCGGACAAGCUCGAGGACUCCGUUUCCACCUCCUCGUCCUCAUCCUUUUCCCUCCUCCAAAAACUUCGUGACUCCUCCUCCCAAUCACUCCUUUCCCAACGAUGGCCCUCUCCCAAAGACGAACUCUAUCGCUUCACCGACACAUCCUUCCUCAAAUCCUCUCAAAUCCUUCCCGCUUCUCCCCCAUCUAUCAUCUCCCCCUCCUUAUCCUCCUCUGCUUCUAACAUAAUCACACUUGUUGAUGGCCACGUUGUACCUGCCCUUUCCAAAAUUCCCUCCCUCCCCGCCGGAGCAUUUGCCGGAAGUGCUGCUGAUAUUCCCCCGGGUGCACUAUACGAAAACCUCAUGGCCGCCGCUGGCGAACUAUUCCACAACGGAGACCUCUUCUGGAAUCUGAACGGGUUUGGGGCUCCCGAUUUAGCGGUGGUUUACAUUCCUGAUGGAGAGCGGAUGAUUGACGAGCCGUUGCAUUUGAGGUUUUGCGCUGUUGACGCGGCCGAGGCAGGUUCAGGGAGGUUGCCGUUGUCAAACCCUAGGGUUUUAGUGGUUGUGGGGAAACAGGCUGAGCUAGCGAUCGUCGAGGAGCAUCUCGGGGUGGAGAGUGGCGAGGGGAAUAGUUAUUGGUCGAAUUCAGUGGUGGAGAUUGUGGUGGAGGAGGGGGGCAAGGUUUCGCAUUCUUAUGUGCAAAAGCAGUCCGUAAAUGCGGCUCAUAUCAAGUGGACUCUUGUCCGUCAGGAAAAGCGCAGCAGCUAUGAGCUUGUUGAGAUCAGUACUGGGGGAAAGUUAAGUAGGCACAAUCUUCAUGUUCAGCAACUGGGCCCUGAUACCACAACUGAACUUUCAGCAUUUCACGUAGCUCAAGGCGAUCAAAUACAAGAUCUUCAUAGUAAGCUAGUCCUGGAUCACCCAAGAGGAUAUUCUCGUCAGCUUCAUAAGUGCAUAGUUUCUCACUCCACGGGGCAUGUUGUUUUUGAUGGAAACAUAAAGGUUAACAGAUUUGCACAACAAACUGAUGCAGGGCAGCUCACGAGAACUCUGCUCUUGGCGCCUCGUGCAACGGCCAAUGUAAAGCCCAAUUUACAGAUAAUUGCAGAUGAUGUAAAAUGCUCGCAUGGUGCCGCCAUUAGCGACCUUGAGGAAGAGCAGCUCUUCUAUUUCCAAGCAAGAGGAAUUGACAUGAAAACAGCAAGGGAUGCUCUUGUCUUCUCGUUUGGCUCUGAGAUAUUGGCGCGCAUUCCUUUCGAGUCUUACAGGAAGAGCAUAAGCAAUCAAGUUAAAGAAUUGUUGACAAGAAGUUAGCAAAGAGGUUAGUUCAUACCAAUUGACCUUGAUGGUUUUUACUAUUGUAACUUGUAAAAUUCUAUCCGUUCCUUUUUGUUUAAUACAUCUAAGUUAAAAAUAAAGGUCUGAAACUGGUAAUUUAUUUGGCCUCAGAGCUAAAGCUCGAUUCUUACAAUCUUGGUUAAAA